AUGCCUUGGAGCAAGAACCAGUCAGCUCCGGAGCUGUACAGUUCUUGCUCCAAAUCAGAGAUGGAGCUAUUCUUGCAACUAUGUGGAUAUGCAUGGGUAGUGGUGCAACUAGAAAGUCCCUCCAUCUUGCAAAAUCAGAAGCUUUUUACACCUCGCCGGAAGAAAAAUUCGCCCAGGCCAGAAAUGAAGAAUCUGUUGAGGUCUUGUGCAGUACAUGGUUGUACCACAUACGCUGUUUGUUCAAAACGUAUCGCGAAUUUCAUGAUUAUUCAGUCUAUCAAUGUAAUCUUCUAUAGCAUGGCAGGCAAUUUCACAAGAUAA
Messenger RNA from Acanthoscelides obtectus, 321 nucleotides. The record is from the annotation of a GenBank genome assembly. Lineage: Eukaryota; Metazoa; Arthropoda; Insecta; Coleoptera; Chrysomelidae.